Herpailurus yagouaroundi (jaguarundi) is the source of this 9359-nucleotide messenger RNA. RefSeq names its product chromodomain helicase DNA binding protein 2 (gene CHD2). Gene Ontology annotation, molecular function: chromatin binding; DNA binding; histone binding. The record is from RefSeq and is a predicted model, not a curated record. Gene Ontology annotation, cellular component: chromatin; nucleus. NCBI's taxonomy places the organism in Eukaryota, Metazoa, Chordata, Mammalia, Carnivora, Felidae. Gene Ontology annotation, biological process: nucleosome organization. The transcript has 39 exons. Bases 645 to 6131 code for a protein of 1828 amino acids.
GGGUGGGUCUAUGGUACAUCACCUGAGUUGUGGGGUAAAUGUAGAGAGUGUCAAUCAAAGGCAGAGCUCUCAGAGCUGGGAAGGAGGCUCUAGAUGGCGGCUGUGCCUUAGAGAGAGCGCGCUCUGCUCCCUGCCUUCGCCUCACUUUACGCAACUUUCCCUAACUUUCGGGCAGCCUCAGGGGGCCCCCGCAGCCCCCUGCCUCUCCUAGUGACUUACUGGGGUCGAUUUGAACCUUUUUAAGGGAGAAAAGCAGCUUUUGGGAGCUUUCUUUUCGUGCCUUGUUGGAAAGAAGCAGCCGUACUGAGAGCCCAGGUCGUUGUUUUUUCCAGCUUAGAAGCCAUGGCGCACCUCCAUUUUUGUGCGCUCUCCUAAUGAGGUUUUUUUUCUUCCGGACCCGUUUUAGUAUUAAUUGUUGCUCUAUUUUUUUGACCAGUUAACAUAUUUGAGGAUUAUUGUAUUUAUUUUUCGUUUUUGUAACGGAGAAUUUUGUUUUUAUUUUUAAUUAUUUGGGAUCUGAUAUUUUUCUACUACUAGAUAGGACUCUUGCUUUGGACCUACUACAUGGAUCAGUAAAUACCUGGGCACAGGACUUCAAAGCAAACACAGAUUCCCCCUCCCCCUUAAUAUUUAAGAAUUAAAAGAUGAUGAGAAAUAAGGACAAAAGCCAAGAGGAGGACAGUUCACUGCACAGCAAUGCAUCGAGCCACUCAGCAUCUGAAGAGGCUUCGGGUUCAGACUCAGGCAGCCAGUCGGAGAGUGAGCAGGGCAGCGAUCCAGGAAGUGGACAUGGCAGUGAGUCAAAUAGCAGUUCUGAAUCUUCAGAGAGCCAGUCGGAAUCUGAAAGUGAGUCGGCGGGUUCCAAAUCCCAGCCAGUCCUUCCAGAAGCCAAAGAGAAGCCAGCCUCUAAGAAGGAACGGAUAGCUGAUGUGAAGAAGAUGUGGGAAGAAUAUCCUGAUGUUUAUGGGGUUAGGCGGUCAAACCGAAGCAGACAAGAACCAUCACGAUUUAAUAUUAAGGAGGAGGCAAGUAGCGGGUCUGAGAGUGGGAGCCCAAAAAGAAGAGGCCAGAGGCAGCUGAAGAAACAAGAAAAAUGGAAACGGGAGCCCUCAGAAGAUGAACAGGAACAAGGCACCAGUGCAGAGAGCGAACCAGAGCAGAAAAAAGUGAAAGCCAGAAGACCUGUCCCCAGAAGAACAGUGCCCAAACCUCGUGUUAAAAAGCAACCUAAGACUCAGCGUGGAAAGAGAAAAAGGCAAGAUUCUUCUGAUGACGAUGAUGAAGAUGAUGAAGCUCCUAAAAGGCAGACUCGUCGCAGAGCAGCUAAAAAUGUUAGCUAUAAGGAAGAUGAUGACUUUGAGACCGACUCUGACGACCUCAUCGAAAUGACUGGAGAAGGAGCCGAUGAACAGCAGGACAACAGUGAAACUAUUGAGAAGGUCUUAGACUCAAGGCUGGGAAAGAAAGGAGCUACGGGAGCUUCUACUACUGUAUAUGCGAUUGAAGCUAAUGGAGACCCAAGUGGCGACUUUGACACUGAAAAGGAUGAGGGUGAAGUCCAGUACCUCAUCAAGUGGAAGGGUUGGUCUUACAUCCACAGCACAUGGGAGAGUGAAGAAUCCUUACAACAGCAGAAAGUGAAAGGUCUAAAAAAAUUAGAGAACUUCAAGAAGAAAGAGGAUGAAAUCAAGCAAUGGUUAGGAAAAGUCUCUCCUGAAGAUGUGGAAUAUUUCAACUGCCAACAAGAGCUGGCCUCAGAGUUGAACAAACAGUAUCAGAUAGUCGAAAGAAUAAUCGCCGUGAAGACAAGCAAAUCUACAUUGGGUCAGUCAGAUUUUCCAGCUCACAGUCGGAAGCCGGCACCUUCAAAUGAACCUGAAUAUCUAUGCAAAUGGAUGGGACUGCCCUAUUCAGAGUGCAGCUGGGAAGAUGAAGCCUUGAUUGGAAAGAAGUUCCAGAGCUGUAUUGACAGCUUCCAUAGUCGGAACAACUCAAAAACCAUCCCGACGAGAGAAUGCAAGGCCUUGAAGCAGAGACCACGAUUUGUGGCUUUAAAGAAACAGCCAGCAUAUUUAGGAGGGGAGAAUCUGGAGCUUCGUGAUUAUCAGCUAGAAGGUCUCAACUGGCUUGCUCAUUCCUGGUGCAAAAGUAACAGUGUAAUCCUUGCUGAUGAAAUGGGCCUAGGAAAGACCAUCCAGACCAUAUCAUUCCUCUCCUACCUGUUCCACCAACACCAGCUGUAUGGCCCCUUUCUUAUAGUCGUCCCUUUAUCCACCCUCACCUCAUGGCAGAGGGAGUUUGAAAUCUGGGCACCAGAGAUUAACGUAGUGGUUUACAUAGGUGACCUGAUGAGCAGAAAUACGAUACGGGAAUAUGAAUGGAUUCAUUCUCAGACUAAAAGGCUGAAGUUCAAUGCACUUAUAACAACAUAUGAGAUUCUCUUAAAAGAUAAGACUGUGCUGGGCAGUAUUAACUGGGCCUUUCUGGGAGUGGAUGAAGCCCAUCGGUUGAAGAAUGAUGACUCUUUAUUGUAUAAAACUCUGAUUGAUUUCAAGUCCCACCAUAGGCUCCUGAUUACGGGGACCCCUCUGCAGAAUUCCCUCAAAGAGCUCUGGUCCUUGCUGCACUUUAUUAUGCCGGAGAAGUUUGAAUUCUGGGAAGAUUUUGAAGAGGACCAUGGGAAAGGAAGGGAAAACGGGUAUCAGAGUCUCCAUAAGGUGUUGGAACCCUUCCUUCUCCGUAGGGUCAAAAAGGAUGUAGAAAAAUCCCUUCCUGCCAAAGUGGAACAGAUCCUCAGGGUGGAGAUGUCUGCUCUGCAGAAGCAGUAUUACAAAUGGAUUCUGACCAGGAAUUACAAGGCUCUUGCCAAGGGAACACGAGGCAGCACGUCUGGUUUCCUGAACAUUGUGAUGGAAUUGAAAAAAUGCUGCAACCAUUGCUACCUGAUCAAACCCCCAGAAGACAGCGAGCGAGAGAAUGGGCAGGAGGUUCUUCUGUCCCUGAUCAGGAGCAGUGGGAAGCUGAUUCUAUUAGAUAAACUGUUGACAAGACUUCGAGAAAGGGGGAAUAGAGUCCUUAUCUUCUCCCAGAUGGUCCGAAUGUUGGACAUCCUGGCUGAGUACCUGACUAUCAAGCACUAUCCUUUCCAGCGUCUGGAUGGUUCCAUCAAGGGAGAAAUCCGAAAACAGGCCCUGGACCACUUCAAUGCAGAUGGGUCUGAGGACUUCUGUUUCCUGCUCUCGACAAGGGCUGGUGGCCUGGGAAUCAAUCUGGCUUCGGCAGACACGGUCGUCAUCUUUGACUCUGACUGGAACCCCCAGAACGACUUGCAGGCACAAGCCCGAGCCCACAGAAUUGGUCAGAAGAAGCAGGUAAAUAUUUACCGGUUGGUUACAAAGGGGACUGUGGAGGAGGAGAUCAUUGAACGGGCCAAAAAGAAGAUGGUAUUGGACCAUCUGGUGAUUCAGCGCAUGGAUACCACUGGCCGGACAGUUCUAGAAAACAACUCAGGAAGGUCCAACUCAAAUCCUUUUAAUAAAGAAGAGCUGACAGCUAUUUUGAAAUUUGGAGCAGAGGAUCUCUUCAAAGAACUUGAAGGGGAGGAGUCAGAGCCUCAGGAAAUGGACAUAGAUGAAAUUUUACGCUUGGCUGAAACUAGAGAGAAUGAAGUGUCAACAAGUGCGACAGAUGAGCUUCUGUCACAGUUUAAGGUUGCCAACUUUGCAACAAUGGAAGAUGAAGAAGAGCUAGAAGAGCGGCCUCACAAGGACUGGGAUGAGAUCAUUCCAGAGGAGCAAAGAAAAAAAGUAGAGGAGGAAGAGCGUCAGAAGGAGCUAGAAGAAAUUUAUAUGUUGCCUCGAAUUCGGAGUUCCACUAAAAAGGCUCAGACAAAUGACAGUGACUCUGACACUGAGUCCAAGAGGCAAGCCCAGAGAUCCUCUGCCUCUGAGAGUGAGACCGAUGACUCCGAUGAUGACAAGAAGCCAAAGCGCAGGGGGCGCCCCCGAAGUGUGCGGAAGGACCUUGUCGAGGGAUUUACCGAUGCAGAGAUCCGAAGGUUCAUCAAGGCAUAUAAGAAGUUUGGUCUCCCUCUUGAACGGCUGGAGUGCAUAGCCCGCGAUGCAGAGCUGGUAGAUAAGUCCGUAGCGGAUCUGAAACGCCUGGGUGAGCUGAUUCACAACAGCUGUGUAUCAGCAAUGCAGGAAUAUGAAGAACAGCUGAAAGAAAAUGCCAGCGAGGGGAAAGGACCAGGGAAAAAGAGAGGCCCAACAAUCAAAAUAUCUGGGGUUCAGGUUAAUGUGAAAUCCAUUAUACAACAUGAGGAAGAGUUUGAGAUGCUGCAUAAAUCUAUCCCUGUGGACCCUGAAGAAAAAAAAAAAUACUGCUUAACCUGCCGAGUGAAAGCUGCACAUUUUGAUGUCGAGUGGGGGGUAGAGGAUGAUUCGCGUUUACUCCUGGGAAUUUAUGAGCAUGGCUAUGGAAACUGGGAGUUAAUUAAAACGGAUCCAGAGCUUAAGUUAACUGACAAAAUUCUGCCCGUGGAGUCGGAUAAAAAGCCGCAGGGGAAGCAGCUGCAGACCCGGGCGGACUACUUGCUGAAGCUGCUCAGGAAGAGUCUGGAGAAGAAGGGGGCUGUGACGGGCGGGGAAGAGGCCAAAUUAAAGAAGCGGAAGCCUCGAGUAAAGAAGGAAAACAAAGAGCCCAGGCUGAAAGAUGAGCAUGGGAUUGAGUUUUCAUCACCUAGACACUCAGACAAUCCAUCGGAAGAGGGAGAAGUAAAGGAUGAUGGCUUAGAAAAAAGUCCAAUGAAAAAGAAACAGAAGAAGAAAGAGAACAAGGAGAACAAGGAGAAACAAAUGAGUUCUAGGAAAGACAAAGAAGGGGACAAGGAGAGGAAGAAGUCAAAAGAUAAGAAAGAGAAGCCUAAAGGUGGUGAUGCCAAAUCUUCAAGUAAAUCAAAGCGAUCUCAGGGUCCUGUCCAUAUUACAGCAGGAAGUGAGCCUGUCCCCAUUGGAGAGGAUGAGGAUGAUGAUCUGGACCAGGAGACAUUCAGCAUAUGCAAAGAGAGGAUGAGGCCCGUGAAAAAGGCACUGAAACAGCUGGACAAACCCGACAAGGGGCUCAAUGUGCAGGAACAGCUGGAGCAUACCCGAAAUUGCCUGCUGAAAAUCGGAGACCGGAUAGCCGAGUGCCUUAAAGCCUACUCAGACCAGGAGCACAUCAAACUGUGGAGGAGGAACCUAUGGAUUUUUGUUUCCAAGUUUACAGAAUUUGAUGCUCGAAAAUUGCAUAAGUUGUACAAGAUGGCUCAUAAGAAAAGAUCUCAAGAAGAGGAGGAGCAAAAGAAGAAAGAUGAUGUGAUUGGUGGUAAGAAGCCAUUUCGACCAGAGGCCUCAGGCUCCAGCCGGGACUCCCUGAUAUCUCAGUCCCACACCCCACACAACCUUCACCCUCAGAAGCCUCACUUGCCUGCCUCCCAUGGCCCACAGAUGCAUGGACACCCAAGAGAUAACUAUAAUCACCCCAACAAGAGACACUUUAGUAAUGCAGAUCGAGGAGACUGGCAGAGGGAAAGAAAGUUCAACUAUGGUGGUGGCAACAGCAAUCCUCCGUGGGGUAGUGACCGGCACCACCAGUAUGAGCAGCACUGGUACAAGGACCACCAUUAUGGGGACCGGCGACACAUGGACGCCCACCGCUCUGGGAGCUACAGACCCAACAAUCUGUCCAGAAAAAGACCUUAUGACCAGUACAGUAGCGACCGAGACCACAGGGGACACAGAGAUUAUUAUGACAGGCACCAUCAUGACUCCAAGCGGAGGAGAGCCGAUGAAUUUCGGCCUCAAAAUUACCACCAGCAGGAUUUCCGACGAAUGUCUGAUCACCGCCCCCCUGUGGGCUACCAUGGCCAGGGACCCUCGGACCAUUACCGCUCUUUCCACACAGACAAACUGGGGGAGUAUAAACAACCCCUGCCCCCCCUGCACCCCGCCGUCUCAGACCCUCGCUCGCCCCCUUCUCAGAAAUCCCCCCACGAUUCCAAGUCACCCCUGGAUCACAGGUCUCCUUUGGAGAGAUCACUAGAACAGAAAAACAACCCAGAUUAUAACUGGAAUGUUCGGAAAACAUAAAGGACAGCUGGGAAUGAAGGGAGAGCAAGAGUCAUUAAGCACCUGGAUAUUUUUGGUCUGAUCCAGUAGGAGCCAGUUAUCUAGACCAGUGAGUGGAGUUUCUGGACAUGCUGCUGCUGUCAGCUCGCCGGUGGAAGGAGCACCUCAAGGAGCGGGGGCCUUUCACUUGGUCCAGCUUGGGUUUGGGUCGCCACUCCUGCACUUUGACACCCCCUCCCAUUCCAGCCUGGUCCUGGCCUCCCACUGCGAGGAGUGCUAGGAGGAAGACGUGACUUUUGCGUCCCAGCUUCGUGGGCUGUGUUUCCCCAGUGAAGGAAGAAGGGAUCUCAGAGUCACGAGGAUUUUGUUGCUGGGUCCGUGUGCUCUGGGCCCAUGUGCAGUGGGCUGGGAAGGAGCGUGUGUGUGAAGGUUGACGGGACCUGCUGGGCCGCGCGUGAUCUGCUUCACUGUGAUGUGACGGAUGCUGCUGACGGGGCGGGGCGUGGGUGUCGCCUCGUAAGACUUGAAGGGGAGCAGGUACACUCCUCACAUGUGUUCUUGGGAGAACCAUACACUUGGGCCUCCUUGUGAUGCCUUUGGUGCAGGGGCUGGUGGGGAGCAGCUUCCACAGUGGCCCCUUCCCUACAACACUAACCUUUCCCACACUAUCUGGACAUUUGAGAGGUUCGGUCUUCUGAGUGGGUCUCCUUUGCCCUGGUCCAGGGGAGAGUCGGGCCCAUCUGGCUGACUUGUGCGUACUGUGAGUUUUCGGCAGCGUUGGAGCUGGCGUGGGUCUUCCUUGGCUGGGAGUGGGGUGAGAGAGGGGCUAGAGGGGCGGUGUGGCCAGGGACCCGGAAUCCCCGGUGGGGUUCUGAUUCCUGGGAUGAGCAGUCUGAGGGCAGGGCCUGGAGAGGAGGGGAAGCUUGCUGCAAGCGCGAACCCAGGCAGGGGUGUGGGUGGCAGGCAUGCUUCCCGGGGGAGGGGGGGGGGGGGGGCUUCAGUGUUGCGCCAGGUCAGCGUUUGCAGCCACGCUCGUUACUUCAGUUCCCUUCUCACAGCUUGAAGAAGUAGACUGCACAGAACAUGCAACUCCUGACCCACAGGGCGGGUGGACAGAUGAAGUCUGGGUCCCUGUUGGGAACAGGCUCCCACUCCCAGUCGGAGAUCGUUAGAAUUGAACUCCAUUGUUUUUAGAAUGAGAUCAAAUAAGGCGUACACCUAAGGUAAAGUUUUUCCAAAAUAGGAAGCCUCCAAGGACAGGGGACUGAGCUGCAGACAGUAAGAGUCCUACUCGGGUUGAACAGAGUCAGAAGUGGGAAGGCGAGUCAGUUGUACCAUUAAUCAGGCUCCUUUCAUUUUACAUUUUACGGAUACUGGGCCUUCCAUUUUAUUCCCUUUAAAUAUAGCUUGCCAGUAUUGUUUGACUGUCCAAAGGCCUUUCUAGGUGGAAUAACUGACUUGAACCUACACUGUGCCUAUAUGCGUCCAGGCUCAGAGCUGGUGACCACCUUUCCAUUGGGUGUGCACAGGGUUAAACUCCCUGAACUGACCUGUGAGGACUUCAUAAAACUGUUAUCACUUACUUGCUGGUAACCUGGGCAGCACCAUUAUUGCCUUUACUGAGAAAUUCCCAAGUCAGCUCGCCCUAGGGAAGCAGAUGUGGCUUUGGUGGGUCAUCGCACGCAGCCUCGUGGGGCUGGCCGGGCGUGAGUUCCACAUGAGAGUCUGGGUCCUCACAGCUUAUGUUGGGAGCUUAGUAGGUCUGCCCCUUCCUUAUUUAUCUCCUCUCGGGACUGGGAUUGUUCACCGUGGGCUCGUAUCCGGUGAACAUGCCCUGGACCACGGCCCAAAGAAUGCCUGGGAGCCUCUGGCCACAGCCACUCCACUGGGCACAUGCUGUGACUGCUUGGGAGAGAAGAGGGUGUCUGCUGUGGCCUCCACCAGCUUAACUUCUUGCUGACACUACCCUGUGUCUUUCUUGCCCAGGCCAAAGAGGAGGGCUAGGUUGGCUUGUCCCUUCCUGUGGUGGGAGGAAGGGAGGGAGGGAUGAGCCCCAGGAUGUCUUCCCCUGUGGGAGGGAAGUCAGGCUGUGUCCCCUGGGAAGCCAGGAAAGUCACUGGAGGCCCUGUGUUUCAAUACUCAUCAGGGUUUUUUUUUCCUCUGAAGUUGAUAGGAGAUGUGAGUUAUUCCCAAAGAUGUCUCAUCAUGAAGAAAAAGGAACUUCCUUUUGUUUACAUUCAGGACUUACUGUGCCAUAUGAUGUAGCAAAAGGCAAUAUUAGCCAGAUCAGUGUUAAAUUGAUUAUAAAAUUACAGUAUCCCCAUAAAAGCAUCUAUUGUAGGUAUUGAGGUAUGUUUAAAGAGUCAGGAAAAAGGAGGCAUUUCCUCACUGACCUAAAUCAGUAUGAAUAUUGUAUGCUUUUAUCAAAAACAGAUUUGCACAGAUAGGAAUUCUCUCCCUUGUGGAUAGGAUAAAGUACCCCAGGAACCUGUGAGGGUGAUAUCACAGAGCCUAGCUUUGAAAGAUUCAGUAAUUGGGUGGAGACUGCAGGGGUGGAGGAAGAGGGGAGUUGGCAUCACCUGAAGUCUGAGUGUGGAACAAGGGUUAGCAUGGUAUCCCACAGCCCUGGGAAGGGGUGCGGUGAGAGCCCCAGGCAUCACUGCGGUCUUUCGGAGAUGCUGGAGAGAAGCCGCCAGGCCCUCUGCAGAGCCCCAUCUUACGGCCCCUGGUCCCCCUCUCUCCUAGUCCUUGCGUUGGCCCUGUCAUGGGAAGCCAGAACACUUCUCGCAUCGUGCUGCAGGCACUCUAGCCUGAUGGCUGAGAGCUAUAUCAGGAUGUGUGGUGCACACGCGAUUCGGUUACGAAUUCACAUGGGGACACUGGAAUCCUACAGACCAAAAUCCACUCGUCAGCAGGAAUGGUGGCCCGGGGCCCAGCACUGGUGGUCUUCCGGGCUCGUCUGAGGGCCGCAGUGUCAGGCGGAGAGAGCCAGGCCAAGGGUCCAGGCUGCUUUAGUCCAUCUGACCCCACUCGUUGGGGGACAGAUGGUUUUUCUUUAUUGUAAAAUUGUGGACUUUUCAAACCUGUUGACUAAACAGUAAUUAAUUUAUAUUUGUGAAAAAUGCCACUGUCCUAGUGAUUUCUGAUGUAAAUAAUGUUGUUUAUAUAGUAUGUAUUAAAUUUUCCUACAUUGUAUAACUGCUGUACUUUUGAUUCUUGUAUAUUAAACAGUGUUACUAAGGAUUUUUA